CUUGAAGAUCUCUGGACGAGCCGCGAGCGAGAAGAGGUCAGGUCUGAUCUGAAUGAGUGAUAACACGCUUGCCCAGCUCUCCGAUCCAUCGCCCUCGACCGGGUCGACAGGCAAGCGCAGCGCGCAACUCGGUCCUUCCACUUCAUACCACUCUGCUUCCGACAACGAGUCUGAUGCAAGCGACGAUGAAGACAUAGAAGAUGACGGUCUAGAUGUCGGCAAGUCGAAUCGGGCAGACAAGUCUCACUAUGUCGAUGUGGGACCCUCUUCAAGGCGCAGGACCCAGAUGGACGAGAGCGGAAUGCUCUCUGGGAGCAAGUAUGCGGGCAGGACUGUCAGCGCCAGCCAGGCAUUUGACGAGGCUAGCGGCAGCGAGGAAGAAGGCGACGAUGAUGCAGAAGAAGCCAGCGGGCUUUCAGGAUCAGCGUCGGAUGAAGACCUUGGCAGCGAUGAGUCGGACGAAGCUGCGGGAGCUGCUCUUCCUGCAGGAAGCAGCGCUGACGAGUCAGCGGCAAUACCACCUGCGUCAUCUUCCGCCGCACCUUCACGAGUAAGGUUCACCAAGGAUACUCAAUACAAGAGCAGCGAGGCUGACUGGGGCGAAGGUGGCAAUACGCUUGCAGCCGCAGCGCAAGCAGACUCCGAGCUCAUGUCUCGCUUACAAGCUCAGACUGCGGACGAUGCACAGAGAGGUAGAGCUGUCAAGGAGCAGUACAGGCAGUGGGAGGCAUCGUUGAGGGCGCGCAUCCAGUUUCAUAGCUUCUUGACGGAAUCUGUGGCACUCUGCAGAGAUGUCAACGCACUCUCACAAAUCCAAACGGAUCCCGAGUGCGCUGCCUCGUACAAAUCUUUACAGUCAGAUCUGGCCCAGCUUAACGCGUCGAUCUUCUCCAAGCGUGCUGCGAUCGCCCAAGCUUCGGAUAGCCAAGUCGCUGCAGCGUUCCAUCAAGCGUCAAGCGUGUUAGGAAAGCGUCCGGCAUCAGGAGAAGCUGUGCGAGACGAGGACAUUGAUCAGUCCAUCUCUGCCUUCCUAUCACUGCACCGCGUCACUGCGGACAAGACCUGUGAGGUUCUGGAUGCUUGGAGCACCAGCGGACCCUCUGGGUCCAGCAGGGAAUUAAAAGCAGUGAACAGAGCAGCGGGCGAGCAGGUUCGCUCCUCUUUAGCGCAGCCGGAGAGUAUGGAGAGGCUGCUGAAACGGACGAGGGUGUGGCGAGGAGCAGACAGGCUUGGAGAAGAAGGGGUUGCCGCCGCUGCGUACUCCGAUGAGCCCGACGAGAACGUUUUCGACGAUACCGACUUCUACUCCUCGUUGCUGCGAGAGCUGCUCGACAGCAAAGGAGAAGGCGCGGCGGGUUCAGAUGGCCUGAUGGGCCUCACAAUACGUUCCAAAGGGCCCAAACGAGCCGUAGAUACCAGAGCGUCAAAAGGUAGAAGGCUCAAAUACGAAGUGCACGACAAGAUUGCCAACUUUAUGCCGCCCAUACCCAACGAGACUUGGACCGACGAGCAGAGGGCCAGAUUGCUGGCUCAGCUCUCUGCUGCUCAUGGGACUCUAUCCGCCCAUAGUGGAGCAAGCAGCGAGGGGCAGACAUCAAGCAAAGAGCACACCUUGGAUCAUGUCGACUUGGCAGGUCUGCGAGUCUUUGGCUGAGCAUGCGCGUCCGCUUCGAUCAUCUGCCUUGCGCUGCGUGCAAUACUCCCCUCGCCGCAAGUAGAGGACCCAUAGUCGAAGGCACCUUUUGCCAAUCGCAUCCUCUAAUUGUUCACGCAAAAUGCAUCCGCCCUCAAUGUGUUAGGACACAGGUUCAAUGUGGGCCGUUAGUAGAGUGUGCUGCUUUCGGUGAGCACUCCGAAUCAAAUGAGACCGCGCGCCUGGGUGUAACGCGAGCGCCACGCUACCGAGCCCGCUUUCG
Molecule: messenger RNA, 1916 nt
Organism: Ceraceosorus guamensis
Lineage: Eukaryota; Fungi; Basidiomycota; Exobasidiomycetes; Ceraceosorales; Ceraceosoraceae
Product: TRAUB-domain-containing protein
Exons: 3
Coding region: 53-1654 (533 amino acids)
Biological process (GO): maturation of SSU-rRNA from tricistronic rRNA transcript (SSU-rRNA, 5.8S rRNA, LSU-rRNA)
Cellular component (GO): nucleus; nucleolus
Source: RefSeq, a predicted model, not a curated record